AUGAUAACCCACAAUAUGCCAAACUCAAACCCCACAGUAUUUAUUGCUUUUCAACAGCCAAUAAAAAAGGCAAUUGUCUGCAAUGACCUGUAUGAUUCAGUAAUAAGAUUUGGUAAAAUUCAAAGAAUUAUUUGUAUGAACUCACCUCGACCUGACAUGCCCCAUUCGUUAAUAGAAUUUGAAUCACCAGAGUCAAGUAAUAAAUGCAUUGAAUAUCUUAAAACUAAUCCCCUCCCAAUUCUUAAUUAUAAAUGUAGAGCAGAAGUAAGUAAUGCAGAAACAUUAAAUGUUAAAACUGAGAGUCCACAAGCACAUGACUAUACGAUUAGUCCUAGAUUUGUGCAUGAAACACCAAUAACAAGAGUAUUACUUGUUAAUGAAUUACCUCGGUAUUUAACCCCACAAUCCCCUUUUCAUUUUUAUAAUCUUUUUUCAUUAUAUGGGUCUA
Entamoeba dispar SAW760 is the source of this 448-nucleotide messenger RNA. RefSeq lists its product as uncharacterized. The record is from RefSeq and is a predicted model, not a curated record. The annotation marks the transcript as partial. Gene Ontology annotation, molecular function: nucleic acid binding. Lineage: Eukaryota; Evosea; Mastigamoebida; Endamoebidae. The transcript has a single exon.